This is a messenger RNA of Mycena citricolor, 1203 nucleotides long. The record is from the annotation of a GenBank genome assembly. NCBI's taxonomy places the organism in Eukaryota, Fungi, Basidiomycota, Agaricomycetes, Agaricales, Mycenaceae.
CAGAUUUCGGCUGCAUCCGCCUCUUGCACCUCGCAAAUUUCCGGGGUCUUUCCUCCGAACAGCCCGUUUCACAGCUUGCUUCUUGGACAUAGAUUCCAUUAACGACGUGUCUUACAUGGCUCGUAUCAAGCAUCGUCGCCACAGCGGUGGCACACGAUCCUAUGAACACAUCCUGCGCGACGAUCCGCCCUCCUCACAGACCUACCAAGAUGCCAAGCGGCUCAAAAUUUACACUGAGAUCCACCUCCCCUCGUACAAUGCUAUGGAGUCGCAAUUUCUAUCCGCCUCUACUCCGUCGCAGCGCCUGGAUUUCGCGUACGAAUUGGUCGAUCUGAUGCACCUGCUGUCAGACCACCCGGAUGAGGACAUCGGCAGAGAGUGGAGGGAGCGCGCCGAGCAACUGGAGGCGAUCAUCGAGGAUACCGAAAGUGCGUUCCACGGGGGUGGGGGACCUAGUCACGACGCAGGCGUGGCGAAGAAGCAGAAGAGCAGUAAGAAGAGAAACAAGGGCAAGAACAAGAAAACGCAAGGCGAGCCGACCUCGCCGCCGAUUGGUCAUAAACCGGAUGACACCCUCCCGGAUCGCUUGGCUGACGACCAUGACCACAAAAACAACCACGACCAUGACCACGAACGCGACCUAAAGCACGAUCGCGACCCAGACCCAGACCACGACCACGACCAUGACCAUGAAACUCAUGCUCAUACUCACGCUUACACCCACACCCACACUCACACUAACACUCAGACUCACACUCGUACCCCUUCUCACGAUGACGACUCUCACGACCAAUCAGGAGCGCCCCCCGAGCCGCGCGAGCGCACCUGGGGUGAAUACGUCGGGGCGUCAAUCCUAUUCGUCGUUCUAGUUGUGCUCUCUCUCGCGUCAUUCUAUUGCCUCGUCUGGUUCGGGAAGAGUUUGGGGCCCUCGCCAUUCGAGUGGGACAAUCCACAUCCCGGCUUAUCCUCCCUGCUCUUGGACCGCUUGGACGACCUGCGAUCUCUCUGAUAUUUGUUCUGUCUUGUUUUGCCCGUGGGUUCGCCCAAAUGUAAGCUUGUACCCAAAUAGCUUGUAAAUUUUAGAAAGCCCAGGCCUGGCUUGCCAUGUAUGAGCAUGAGUGCCUUGGCUUCGUUGCCGUUGAAUAUAUCCGAAAACAUCGAUAACUUCGCUCUAGUAUGGACAGGUCUGGAGUAUUUGGCGAA